This is a messenger RNA of Megalobrama amblycephala (Wuchang bream), 413 nucleotides long. Its product is annotated as sarcolipin. Gene Ontology annotation, cellular component: membrane. NCBI's taxonomy places the organism in Eukaryota, Metazoa, Chordata, Actinopteri, Cypriniformes, Xenocyprididae. Gene Ontology annotation, molecular function: enzyme regulator activity. Bases 45 to 143 code for a protein of 32 amino acids. The record is from RefSeq and is a predicted model, not a curated record. The transcript has a single exon.
GACCUUCAGCAUUUCUCCAGCUGUUGCAUCUCUAAACAGCUCAGAUGGACCGAUCCGCACAAGAACUGUUUCUGAACUUUAUGGUUGUAUUCAUCACAGUUCUGCUCAUGUGGUUACUGGUCAAACAAUAUCAGGACUCAUGAAGAGCUCAUCAUCAUCGGAGGAAGGCCAGUCAGCUGUGAUCAUGAGACCAGACGGUGAUGUUUCUGCAGACGGAUGGAAGAUCUGCCAAUCAGGAUGGAUCGUCCAGUGAUGUUGUCACCAUGUCCUAAUGGAUUAUUGUUAUAUAUGAUUUGCUAGUCUGGAUGUUUAAUUCGACAAAUUGGGGAAAAAAUGAAUAGCCGAAAGAGUAGCAAUGUAUUGAUUUAAGACAUAGUUUUAUUUGUUUUAAUAAACAGCUCUUUGGCAAAGCA